Molecule: messenger RNA, 4765 nt
Organism: Macrosteles quadrilineatus (aster leafhopper)
Lineage: Eukaryota; Metazoa; Arthropoda; Insecta; Hemiptera; Cicadellidae
Product: CUE domain-containing protein 1
Exons: 7
Coding region: 301-1113 (270 amino acids)
Molecular function (GO): ubiquitin binding
Source: RefSeq, a predicted model, not a curated record
UGCUAUAUCACCAGAAGCUGUCAAACUCUUGCAACUGUACCGUAUUAGUAAACUAUUAUUCUGUCAACUUUAUAACUUUAGAAUCUUAGCGCCUUCCUUUGAGCGUUAAGUAAUGUUAUCAGUACUCUAAAUUACGGCCAGCAUGUAUAACAUAUAUCACAAUUUAACAAUAAUUAAAGAGGAACAUUACUGAUGCAUAAUGGCGGGUGCUUUACUCCCAUUUGAGGAUGUUGAGCGUUUAAAUUCAUCACCCAGAGACUAGUUAUCGCAGCCGUGGCGGGGCUAGACCCAUCGGACAAGAUGGCUACCAUCCAGCAGCACACAACACAGCUGGAGUUCCAUCAGGCGAUGGCAGACUUCAAAGUUAUGUUCCCUACAAUGGACGAUGAUGUGAUCGAAGCUGUUUUGAGAUCCAACCAAGGGGCAGUGGACUCUACGAUUGACCAGCUGUUGGCCAUGAGCAUGGACAACGAAAAUGAGAAAAUCCGCAAAGAACUGGAUCAGAUCGAGAAUGAUCCUCCGCCAGCAAUGUCAUUACCGCUUCCAGAACUAGUAACUCAAUCUCAGCCGCCCAACACCUCCAAUGCUUCAGCUGUUGGAGACAGAGAGCAAGAGAGGAGUGGGGAAGGUGAUGGAGGAGCAAGGGAGGGAGAGAACGCUGGAACCCCCCUCCAUCGACAGAGAGGCUGGGCACCUCCCCUCCUCGGCCCACUUCCUGACGACUUUCUCAGGCUUACACCCGAACCAUUUAAUAAACAGCAGCUGGAGGGAGAGUUAGAAGACGAACGAAUUGCUUUGUUCCUUCAAAACGAAGAAUUUAUGGCAGAGCUCAGAUGGAACAAAGAUUUUCUGUCAAUGUUAGAUAAAGACAGCCCACCUGAAGAGCGCCUUGCCAGCUUUCCGCAGUCACGAUCUACUGAUGAAGAUGCGAUCUUUAAAGAACGGUUACGGAACAUGGGGAAAAUGUCCCGCAAGAAGUUCUCACAGCUUGCACGAGUAUUCACUGGUCGCAAGAAGCGUGGCAGCUCAGCGAAGGCCAUUCUUACGCAAGGCCCUGCGCCGUCCAGGGAUAACCUACUGCUGCAGGAGGAUCAGGACAGCGACGGAACUUAGCUCGCGCCCCACUUAGAGCCAAACACGGUAGGCCGGUCGAAAAUAUUAAAUUUGUCAACCUUACGAUCCCGGUUUCGUUGAAAUGUUAUAUUUUUUUAGAUUGGCAACUUUUAUCAUACUUCGGUCCACAUGGAACCAUUGACCAUUGGAUACUGAUGUAAUUUAAUGAACUUUGUUGAAUUAGCCACUUACAAAGAGUGCAACAGUGUAAAAUUUUAUUCUGUACUUAGUUUCUGUUAUUUAGUUAGGUAGUUGAUGUUCUAUAAAAGAUUCUAUAGCCUACAAUUAAGUUCAAUAAGUUGCCCCAUUAUAGCUGGGUAAACAAAUUGGUGUACGAAACCUCGAUAACAAGUCACCCUUGGUAACAUUUGCCAUUUUCAAAUCCCCUUCAGUUUACUUCCUUAAUCUCGAGUUUUUGCAAAACCUCAAUAAGAAGUCAACCUUGAUAACAUGUCUUAGUUUUAACAUGUCCCAUGAGUUUUGAAUCAAGAUUCUACUUUGAUAGACAAUCCAUAUUUUACAUCAGCGCAUUAUGUCUGUGGCUAAUUCAACUGUGUCCAUUUUGGUCAUAAGCUGUUGACAACUUUAACCCUGGUUACGGAAUGUAUAGUUCAAUUAAUAGUCGAAGGUUGAACAUAUCAAGGUAAGGUUGAUUCGGAACAAGAAUGAUCAGAAUUGAAAAAUGUUAGUGGUGUCGUUUUAAGGAUUUAUGAAGAGUUUUGUGAUUAUCAUCAUUAAGGGCUGUAAAAAUCAACAUGAUUUCUACCACUAUCAAAACUAUAUGUAUGCAAAAAUCAUUUGAUUAUCUCAUCCUAAAAAUAGGAACAAAGAAGUCCUGAUGUUUCAGGGUCUGGAUAUUGUUGAGUUGAAAAUUUUUUUUAAACAAGUUAUUUACUCUGGACACACAGCUGUUUUUAUUUUGUGAUAAAAUUGUCUGUAAUCAUGCAAAUAAUACAAGUUACCAACACUGAGUUUUUAACAAUUAAAACUAAUUUUAGUGAUUAUUAUCUAAUGACAGAAAAGUAGUUUUCCAAAUAAAUUAUUUUUGUUUAUUUAGGCCUUAUAGAACCUGUAAAGUUUUGUAGGUAAGUACCUUGUUAUAUUAGAAUCACAUUUUUUAAAUAUUAAAAGCCAUCCAAUUGUGACCAACUUGCGUAAGACGUGAAAAUGAUAAAAACAGGGUGAGCCAAAACCAUCCAAACCAUCGAAAUACUGCAUUCAAAAUACCUUAACACCUAAAUAAUUUUAAAAAGUCUUUAAGUAAAUAUUUUUUUGUCAUAAAUUUGAAUUAGGACUAGAAAAUUAGGGUGCAAUUGAAAACACUUAUAAAGGAGUAUAGAAAGGUUUUAGUUCAAAAAUAUUUUGUUAAGAUCUUAGUUCAUAAGGCUGAGAAAGUCAAUUUUCAAAUGACUUGAAACUUGUAUAUCAAUAUGUAACACUAAAACGGUGUCAUAUAGUGAUUUUAGUUUUACACAAUAUUUUUGUAAGUAGUAUGUAACAUUUACAAAAAAAUAUCCAAUAGGUAAAUAAAUAUUGAGUCUCUUGAUCUCCGAAGUAACCAAAUAUCACUGCAGAGUUCUCUUGCAUUUACAUAACCAUCUACUAACAUUGUAGUACCGUAUUUAUUUUUAGCUUUUCACAGCCAAAGAUUUUAGUAUUAUACAGUGUAUGUCAUACUAUAUAGCAUAAGAUAUUCUGGAUUGUGUAUGUUAAAAUGUUAGUUUGAAUAGCUGAAAGUGAUAUUUGUAGAUUUUUGACUGGUGCUGGUUUAUAAAAAAUGGAUACUGCAGGAGUACGGUUAUUGUACUUACCAUGCUGUAGGUAAAAAUGAAUCUCGAAACCUUAUCCCUAACCUCAGUUUUUAUAUCAAAUUGCUCUUAGUGGCCAUGUUUUACAACUAGAGAUCUGAGAUUUGAUCUGUAUAAUUUUUCAUACCACUACAUAGAAAUGAUCACCUUGCCACACCUGUAAACAGUACACAAAAUGGCUCAUUUCUGCUUUAUUCAUUCGAAUACAUAUGCUCAAAAUACAUAUGCAAAAGCUAAAUCAGCUGAUUUCACUGUUGGUGUUAGAAACACAAACAUCCAGUAUGCAAAUAACAUAACCUAAAACUGCAAAAGGGAAAGGUAUAUCUACUUUUGUUUACGCUUUUAGCACUUGGUUGAAUCCACAAUAAUUAUUUUCAUGGUGCGAGACAUUCUAGAUUUUUACUAAAAAUGGGUAACCAAAUAACCAAUUAGGCUAGUCAAUUUCCUUGCUAGUGGCAGAUUUUCUAUGGUAAUUAAGAAACAUUUACCUUAAUUUUAUUUUCCAAAUAUCAUAAAUUCACCAUCGGUACUUACGUAUUAUACGGAGGCCACUUAUUUUACAGCGCGCUGCGGCGGUUGGGUUAAGUUGGGUUAUCAUAAAUAUGUUUGUAGAACUUUCCUAGUUUCGUUAUGAAUCGAACUAUACGAGAUGAGUCAUAAAAACUUAUGAUAACCCAACCUAACCUAACCGCCGCAUCACGCUGUAAAAUAAGUGGCCUCCGUAUAAUACGUAAGUACCUCACCAUCUUUCCAUUUGGCGUAUUUGGGUUUAAUUGUGUCGACUUGCAUGUAGUUAGUACUUUUUCAAUUACUGUAUUUAUUAAAUAAAAACUGUAACUUAAUAUUUUACUUUAGAUAAUCAUCCUUUAGAAAACACAUCAAAUAUUAAUUUGUAUCCCAAAGAGUGAGUUAAUAACCUAAUAUUGUCCUUCCACUCAAGUUUUCUAGUAUAGAAUAUUUUCCUCUUUGCUAUAUCUUUUAACCUAAAACGAGUUUUGUAUAUUAUAUUAUGAUUUACCUUUCUUACCAAACAUACCUAUAAUUAUUAGAUUUCCUAUCCAUUGCCAAUGGUAGUUUUUAAAAUGUAUACAUGUAUAGAAUCAACCAAAUGAAUGUGUUACCGUUAAACUUCCAUUGUUAAGUAGAAUUUUUAAUAACUUUUAAUUGAAUCCUAGAUUAGGAAUUAGGAAGAAAUCACUUGAAGAUUUAUUUACCUGUUUUUGCCAGGUAGAACUUUAUAAAAUUUUACUUUCAUUUUGUAAAUGCAAUUGGAAUGAUUUUGUAAUUACUUGAGUUGUAAUGAUCAAAUGUGUGUGUAUUUUUAAAGUACGGUAAGGAAUCUAAAAAGUACUGUACCAGUAAGACACUUCUUUUGUCCAGUUUCGCCUUUUGUAGGUUUUAUCAAGUUAAUUUAAAAACCAACGAUGAAUGGCUCAAAUUUGUGUUUUAAGGCGAUUCAACAAAGAAAAGGCUUAUCUGACUGAUUAGUAUAUGGUAGUUUUGUAAACACAUUGUUAACCAAAGAACGUUUUAGUAGUUUAGUUGUUAUUAUUUUUAAUAAUUUCAGUGGUUUGUUGAAUUGUUUUUAAAACGGAAAUUGUAUAGUGACUGUUUGUAAAUAGAUUGUCCACGUGUUAUUGGUCUUUGGAAUUAAACAUGUUUCACAAGGUUAAACGGUUAAGGAAACAAUUUCUUAUCGAUGGCUGUGCUUUUUUUAACGCUUUGAUUUCCUGAUUUAGCUUGCUGUUUCAUUGAAGGAGGUAGAACUUUUUUGUUUUUGUUGUAACUACAAGUGGAUAUAGUAAUUGACAGAACAAUGAAAGAAUAAAACAUCAAAUGUUCAA